Molecule: messenger RNA, 791 nt
Organism: Panicum hallii
Lineage: Eukaryota; Viridiplantae; Streptophyta; Magnoliopsida; Poales; Poaceae
Exons: 3
Coding region: 288-536 (82 amino acids)
Cellular component (GO): mitochondrion
Source: RefSeq, a predicted model, not a curated record
UCCCUCGCUGUUGUUGUCUUUGUCUCCUCUCUCCAGCUAGCUGCCUUGUGAACAAGCCCCAAAUCUGGUGGCGGUGAUCUGCGGGGCAGGCAAGCAGCGCAGCCGAGAGAAGUUAGAACUUAGAAGCAGGCGGCGGCGGCGGCUGACAGCAGCUCGCAGAAAGGAGGUGCGCAGGCAUAGGUCCUGGUGGCGGCGGAGCGGGCAUACGGCCCCAGCGGCGGCGCGGCGGCAAGUUGUUUUCUGGGAGGUUUCACAUGACGUGAUCAUUACUUGGCUUAAGUUCUUGAAUGGCGCGUUUCAUGGAUUUGCGGGCUUUCAUCCUGCGUGCACGUGUCUUAAAGCUUUAUAGUCAGGCAUUACGAAUUAUUCGGCGUGCACCUGAACAUGCCCGAGAUGAGUUGAGGCAGGCCACAAGGGCCGAGUUUGAGAAAUAUCGCCAUUGUGAUGAUAAACAAAAGAUUAGAUUUUUGAUUAGUGAAGGGAGGCAGAGACUAAAAGGUCUUGAUGAACUGCUUGAUAUGACAGGGCACAGCUAAUCUGGGUUACAUCUUGGACUUUGCUACUUAUGCAGCUCAUUCCAAAAUUCAUGAAGUCUAAAUUGUUUGAAAUCGAUCACUUUAAUAAUGAACAGCACUAUAUGUGAUGAACUUUUGGGCAAUUUCUGUAAGAAAAUUGUUAGGGGAUGCAGAACAUGGUUGUACUGAGACUGUGAGUGUUUCCAUACUGAGAAAUACUGCGAUCACUUUGCUUGUGAAACAUGCACAUCAAAGUAUAUGGUGCCCAGAAACAUA